This is a messenger RNA of Rotaria socialis, 3699 nucleotides long. The record is from the annotation of a GenBank genome assembly. Lineage: Eukaryota; Metazoa; Rotifera; Eurotatoria; Philodinida; Philodinidae.
AUGGCAUUUGCAUUGAAUGUACCUAAUGAAAUUUUGAGUGUAUUUGAUAAUUCACAUCGAAAUGAAAUGAAAUCUAAUGAUUUACAUAGAAUUUUAAACAAUCGAAAUAUACAGAUCUCGAUGGAUGAAAUCAUCCGAACAGUUCGUUCAUCAAGCCUUUCAAAUCUUUUCAAUGUUCAAUCUUUAUCAAACGAUUCAUAUGUAAUACAAUUGAAUCCAAAAUUAACACUUUGUAAACAUUUUUUACGGAAAGGUUGUAAAAAUAAAAUGCAAUGCACAAAACUACAUGUAUGCCGUUUUACAAGCCAUACUUUCAAUAGACCCAUUGACAAACCUUGUUAUUAUCCGCACAAACUUAGUCAGCACUCAAAUAAUGUCCUUCUAUUAAAACGAUUUAAUUAUGAUACAUUAGAUGAAGAGAUUCUUCUUCGUUUACUUCGUCUUCAUUAUACAAUCACUAGUCAACAAGCAGUCAAUGAGAAUCAUAUUAAUUCAAGUCGACCAUCAUCAUUUCAGCCCAGUCGUCUGCAUUCGAAUGAUUCUCAAGUAAAAGGACCGAUUCAUCCAUCAACGCCACCCUCACAAUUGAAUAAACCAUCUGUCAUAACAGACAAUGUUAUAGAACGACAAUUAGACAUCAGUAUUCCAUCACAACAAGAUGCCAAUGAUGUUGAUCUUGAAAUAGUUGAACUUAUUUUAGCAGGAAAAGAUAUUAUUAUUGAACGAAUAUUAGAAAAUCAAACAUCAAAUGAAUUCUAUCGUCGAUAUACAAUUCAACUUAAAACAAAACAAAUUAUUGACAAUAUACUUCAAAAUGAACCAAUUAUUAUGUACAAUAAUAUUCCGAUCAAAAUGAAACGAACAAUACGGCAAAAAGAUAAAUGUAUAUUUGCACUUAAAUUCGAUACCGAUCAAAAGAUUGAUGAUACACGAUUGAAUCUAUAUGUGAAAACACUCGUUGGAAAAGUUCAUUCUAAUGUAUUUGAUAUGACAAAUGACGGCAGUGAUGAACAAUUACAUCUUAUUCGAUGUGAUGAACCGAUUGACUUCGAACAUUUGCAUAAAGCACAUAAAGCUAAAAACAUUUUACAAGGUUACCAUGUAACUGUUAUUGAAGUAUAUGAAGCUGAAGCUCUUGCAGUUUCGUUUGUAAAUCGUUCAUUGCAUCAAUCAAUGACUUUAUCACGAUUACGCCAAUGGAUUGGUGAACAUCGUUGGCAGCAAGAUGUUUUUGCUUGUCUUUGUAUUCAGAAUGGAACGAAUGCAGAGAUCGAAUUAAUGAGUCCUGAAGUUACGAGUAAAUGGUUGUCCGAAGCAAGUAGAAUCGAAAAAGAUCUGUCACUUGUAAUUCAUCCGAUUAUUGAUUUUAUUCGACCACCGGAAACAAAUGAAGAUGACCAAGAUGAAGAAAUAAUAAACUUGUUGACUAAAACAAAACUAUCUCCAUCCAUUUCACCAUCAUCUUCAAUAGGCGAUUCACGAAAAGGAGAAAACGAUCAAACUUCUUACGAAAUUAAACCCGAUUGGCGUGUUGUUCUAACACAUCCAACAUUUGGUGAUGAAUAUAAAAAAUACAUUCGUGAAAAUUUAAAUAUUUCCGUUCAGAUCACUGGCUCAUCAAUUCAACUGCCGAAUCCUCAGAUUCGCAAAGAAUUCGCACGUUAUACAAAUAUGUUUAUUCAAAAAUUUAUCUUUCACGAAGUGAGCAAUUUAGAUGGAGUUCAAGUUAAAAUUAUCAAAAGUAAUUACACACGAAUGGCACAUAAAUGGCAACAAAAUACAAACAUAACGUUAAUUGCUGCACGCCGUGAUACUAUGGCUGAACUUUUUCCAAUCCUUUCGUCACCAAAUCAACAACAAAACAAAACAAGAACGACUCCGGCAUUUACACAUAGGCCACCGUCAACUCCUCAAAAACACGAACGACAAUCAACACCACUCAUUGCUGAACAACCACGACAUGAAUCACCUACAAUCCAAAUAAAAUCAAAUAAAGAUCAAAUCCAAACGCUUUCCUAUCCAAUAGAAAAUUCUGUUUAUUUUCCUUUUUUCUCUUUCACAAAUUCAUUUCCGGGGCGCCUUAAUACUUAUCUAUCGAAUUCGUUUAAUAUAAAAUUAGAUAUAAAACCAGUAUCGUCGACAAAAAUUGUACUUGAACUUAUUGGUCAACCUAAAGAUGUGUCUGAUGCUCGACCCGUUUUGACAUCGUUAUUUGCAUUAUUAAAAACAAAAACUUAUUCUGAUCCGAACGAUUCUUGUAAAUUUUCUAUACCCGAUCUUUAUCGUGUCGUACAAUUGCGACUUGAUAAAUGUUCUAUAGUAGCAUCGUGCAGUUUUUCAACAAAAAAUGAUGGUGUUUUACUAGUUAGAUAUUUUGCUGAUCAUCCACAAUUUGGUGCUGAUGAACAAGAAAUUGAUGAUGUUGUACAACGUAAUCUUUUUAAUUUUUCAUAUCCGGUUGAAACUACAAGUAAAAAACUUGGAAUUAAAUUUGAGGAAUUAGAAAAGAAAAUUAAACAAAGAACUGAUUACGGAGAAAAUAUUUGUUGUCUGUAUAAAUAUCAAAGAGGAUCAACAGAUCAAACUCGAUUAAUUUCAAUUCAUUUAUGUGGAAUAGAAUCUGUUGUUCGAGAGAUUUAUCAAGAAUUUAAGAAGAUUUCAGAUGAAUAUUUACCGAUACCGUGCAAUAUACAAUUAAACUCAGGCCAAGUUAAUUUUUUGUUAAAUGUUUAUCUCGGUGAUUUAAUCGAAUUCGAGAAACAAAAUGAAACUGAUGGCGUAGAUUUACGAUCGAAAUUGAAAAACGAACCAACAAGUCAAUUUAUAGCACCGAAAUAUUUACAUGCAAAAAUAAAACUAUUCUUACUUGAAAUGAGUCAAUUGAAAGUAUUAUCAAAAGAGAUAAAAUGUGCAAAACAAUUAAUUCAUAAUAAAAAAGAUGAACUAUACGAAUUAGCAUUAAAAAAUCGAUGUUUACUUUCAAUAACAUUAUCACCUCAAGCCACAGUCUCUCGUAGAAUAACACCUACGAUAUCUAAAGUUAGUUCAGGAACAAUAAAUAUAUCCAAUGGUGAUCUAACAACAGAACGAUCUGAUGUUCUCGUUGUUUGUUCAUCAUCUGCAAAACUUUGUGAGAGUGUAAUUCGAGCAGCUGGAAAACAAGUUGAACAAGAAUUAAAUGGCGUAGAUCUAACAAAGAAUGCAACUGACACAUCAGUUGGGAAUUUAAAACAAGCCAAACGACUUUUCUUUUUACCUUGGACACCACCUGCUUCAUUUUUAAAUAAUCAAGACAUCGAUGUACUUCGCCAGUCGAUCUCAGCAUUUGUUAAACAAGCGAUUCAAUUUACUAUUCAAGGACAAUUUAGGAGUAUUGCUUUUCCCGCCAUUGGAUGCGGUGGUUUUGGAAUACAACCAGAUAUAAUUGCGAAAAUUAUGAUUGAUGCAGUUCGUGAAGAACUCACGGCUGAUCCAACUACACAGCUGGUAGUUACAUUCGCUGUACAACAAGCACGUGUAUACGAUGUUUUUAAUGCUACGCUCAAAGAUACACCAAUAGGCGAUGGUAUUCGAAGCCGUCCGUUAUCAAAUCAAGAAAAAUUUGCGAUUACUCUUACAACAUCUAAUUCACAUAUUCAGACAGCCAACAAUUUAUUAGCAACUAUUGAAAAUGUUCUCGUUCCAUCGUUUUCUUCCUAA